This is a messenger RNA of Verruconis gallopava, 1230 nucleotides long. RefSeq lists its product as uncharacterized. The transcript is spliced from 2 exons. The coding region runs from base 1 to 1230 and encodes 409 amino acids. Gene Ontology annotation, biological process: regulation of transcription by RNA polymerase II. Lineage: Eukaryota; Fungi; Ascomycota; Dothideomycetes; Venturiales; Sympoventuriaceae. Gene Ontology annotation, molecular function: zinc ion binding; DNA-binding transcription activator activity, RNA polymerase II-specific. The record is from RefSeq and is a predicted model, not a curated record.
AUGCCGGUCUCGACUACACGUCGGCCUCACGCCAAAUCCCGCCUUGGUUGUGCGCAAUGUAAAGCGCGAAGGGUAAAGUGUGAUCAAGCAGCUCCCGCGUGCUCCGCGUGCGUGCGUCGUAAGCAGGUCUGCUCGCUCACCGAAGUCCAUCUGCACAUCGCCCGGUCCAACGGCAAUACUGUCGAAACAACGCCCUCUCAGUCCAGUCUGGGCUCUCCUAGGAACAGAUCUUACUCAAGCUCAGCCAUCCAGUCCUGCCCGACUUUGUUCUCAAGCAUCGAUCUGGAACUGACGCAUUUCUACGCGACACAAACAUGUAGCACGCUCAUGUUGCGUCCCCAAGCAGCGGCUCUUUGGAAGGACGAUCUCUUCGACAUGGCCCUCGAACACCCAGCCUUCCUUGACGCGCUACUUGCGACAGCCGCGAUGCACAAGCUCGUCUUGGGUGUCUGCUCUGCGAAACAUGAUGCCUACACAGAGUUCGUCAAGCGCAAAGGCUCCCAGCUGAUCCCCUACUUGCUAUCCAUGCUGGAAUCGCCCUCAGAAGAGAAUUGUGUGUUGCUAUUCGCCAGCUCUAUUCUUCUAACCAUAUGGGCCUUUGCCUCCGUCCAUUUGCCCUUGGAUGCAAACCUUUUCGCCGCCUCGAGCUUCCCUGGCAGCGAUGCGUCCUCAUGCCAGAACGCGGAGCGCCAGCUGAGCGGCAGACGGACGCCCAAACUAGAUGACCUUCUCACUGCAAUAAACAUCUCCUCGGGGACCCGUGUAGUAGCUAAGGAUAUGGCGUAUGCAGUCAAGAAGCGCGGUUUCGCCGCUUUGGUCGCCUCGCCAGACUACAACAUCCUUCCUCCCGUUCCUGCGGACAUACACACCGCUCUUGACUGCCUUUCAGUGCAUUGGAAAGCCACAGUAUCAUCGUUCCAACGUGCUGAAAUCUACCAGCUCCAGACGGACCGUCUUCACGAGAUCUUUCGGGUCGCACAGUGUCCUGAAUGGCACGACAUGAUAUUUGGCUUCGCUGCCCGGUUUACGAAGGACAUGAUAUGCUUGCUCGAGCAAAAAGACCCAUGUGCUCUUGUCAUAGUGGCGUAUUGGACGGCCUUGUUGAGAGGCGUGGAGGGAGUAUGCUGGUGGCUUAAGGCAUGGUCCAAAGAGCUUUACACGGAAAUCAAAAGCAUGCUGGAUGUGGAAUGGAGAGCCCAUCUGGAGGUGCUCAGCAUAUAUUUCACGUGA